Cyprinodon tularosa is the source of this 6983-nucleotide messenger RNA. RefSeq names its product vang-like protein 1. The record is from RefSeq and is a predicted model, not a curated record. The coding region runs from base 331 to 1950 and encodes 539 amino acids. Gene Ontology annotation, cellular component: plasma membrane. The transcript is spliced from 9 exons. Gene Ontology annotation, biological process: multicellular organism development. Lineage: Eukaryota; Metazoa; Chordata; Actinopteri; Cyprinodontiformes; Cyprinodontidae.
UCCAUUCUGCCUGCUUCCCUGGUCCACCUCACUACAAUAGCCAGGCUCUGCUCUGCAGGAGCGCCUCUGUCGGCUCAGACUGACGCGCCUUAAAGCAGCGCCACACGCAUCUUUACCGCUACCGAGACGCGUAAAAUCAGGAAUAUGGUGCAACUCUGAAGGUUUAUGUGGCAUUUCGGCUCUUUGGGAUAGCUCUCAGUCGCCGGGGAUUUCUGAGGCCAGCCUUCAGAGACCGCAUACCUCGUCUUCCCACUCCAUCUCGCAAUUCCUUUCACGUGACUAGCCGCUGCUCAUACUCCUACCCCACUGCUGGCACUGAACUCUGCAGGGAUGGACACUGAGUCGACCCACUCUGGCUACUCCAGUCGGUCUGGGAGGUCAAACCGCCACGGAGAUCGAGGCCGAGAAAGACACAAAGGUGGCAGCAGCAAGGACAGCACUCGCUCUGAGAGGUCAGUGGUCAUCAACCCGCCUGAUACGCCAUCCAACGAAUCCCCUGUUCAGAAUGAAGAGCCACUGCCUGGAGAACCAUCAGCAAAUGCGGACCCUGGAGAUGAAGCACAGGAUGAUAACUGGGGAGAAACCACCACAGCUGUUACAGGAACCUCUGAGCUCAGCAUCUCCCAGGAGGAAGUGGUUGGCCUUGGAAAAGAGAUCCAGGAUCGAACCCAGGGCUUCCGGCGCUAUCUCCCCCUGGCAGUUGGCUCCUGUGUGGGUCUGCUGGUGCUGGCCACACCUUUGGUCUUCCUGCUUCUCCCAGUAGUGAUGUGGCCUGACAGACUGCAGGCUUGUGGCGCAGCUUGUGAGGGUCUCUUCCUCUCUAUCUCCUUCAAAAUCCUCAUCCUCCUUGUUGCCGUUUGGGCCUUGUUUCUGAGGCCGAGCCGGGCCUGCCUGCCAAGGGUAUGUGUGUAUCGGGCCUUCCUCACCACUCUCACACUGCUGCUCACCAUGUCCUACUGGCUUUUCUAUGGAGUCCGGAUCCUAGACGCACAGGAUGAAGAUUACCACGGUAUUGUCCAGUUUGCAGUGUCCCUGGUGGACUCCCAGCUGUUUGUACACUAUUUGGCAGUCGUACUGCUGGAGCUCCGCCACAUCCGACCCUGCUACAGUGUGUGUGUAAUCCGCUCCACAGACGGAGAGACACGCCACUACAACAUUGGGCAGCUAAGCAUUCAGCGGGCCGCUCAGACCAUUCUGGAGUAUUAUUACAGAGAUUUUCCCCUGCACAACCCUGCUCUCCUGUCUGCCUCUAAACACCGUACUGCCAAACACCUGGCCGGCCUGAAGGUCUACAAUGUGGACGCCCCAGGGAGCACGGCUGCAGCUCAGCCCACUAAUGGAAAUCAGUCACGGUCCAUGGUUACACCUGCUGCAAAACGCAAAGACAAUGCACACAGCGAGCUGUACUAUGAAGAGGCAGACUAUGAGAGGAGAGUUCGCAAACGCAGAGCCAGGCUGGUGGUCGCCGUGGAAGAAGCUUUCACACAUGUGCGACGCAUGAAGAAAGAAGACGAGAACGCUACACCGUCCGACAUCAUGGAUGUGCGUGAAGCCGCCCUUGCUAUAUUUCCCUCAAUGGCUCGUGCGCUGCAGAAAUACCUCCGCACCACCAGGAGGCAGCAUUGCCAUAGCAUGGAGAGCAUCCAGAAGCACCUGGCUUUUUGCCUAGUCAAUAACAUGAGUCCUAAGGCCUUCCUUGAGGCCUACCUGGCACCCGGUCCAACCCUACAGUACGGCCCUGAGCGCUGGAUGGCUGAUCAAUGGACGCUGAUCAGCGAAGCCCCCGUCACCAGUGGGGUUAAGGAGGGGUCAGAGUUCCUGCUAAAGUGUCUUGAUUUUAGUUUAGCAAUCACAGUCAAGGGCAUCCCUUACAUCCGCUUGACUGAAGAGUACAUCGACCCCAAGUCUCAUAAGUUUAUACUGCUGCUCCAAUCAGAAACCUCCGUUUAGUAAUAAGACGGUGGAGUGGCGCUGCCGCUCGGUCAAAACCCAGAACUGUGACUGAUAUCUGAACUUUUCAAAAAAUCCCUUUUUGUACCGUUUUUUGUACUUCUGCGUGUUGUUUAUCCAAUUAACUAUCUUGUCAUCACGAGGGACUGGAUCAAUUGAAAAGCAUUUGUUUCAGCAGACGUUUGCAGGGCUCCGUUUAGUUAUUCCUCUAUGCACUACAGACGACCCUCAUAAACAUCUGCGGUGCCUUGAGACGCAUUCCUUUUGGAUUGUUUUAGAUUUCUUUUUUCUUAUAAACCACAAUUUUUUGUGUAUUUUAUGGGGAUUUCUUUAAUGACAGACAACAUAUGGCACAGCUACUAUCCUGCAACUUUUUGAGGUACCCCAUUUUUAACACACCUGAAACAAAUGAGUGGAUCGUUAUCCUGCCUUUGCUGAGCUACAUGAUGGGAUUAAACCUUUAGAGUCAGGUUUGUUAGAGAGGACUUGACAUAUGUACCCCUUAUGUAAAAGGAAACGCACCCGUGCUUCAUUUUUUUCUUUUAUCUGUAAGUCUGAAAUAUUUAUAAAAAAAAUAUUAUAAUUGAGCUUUAUUGAUCUCACACUGGAGAAAUUUACCUCUGCAUUUAACCGAUCCCCUUGGGAAGCAGUGGGCUUCUUCCCAAGUUUUAAUCGGGAAAUGCAUUUGAAUUAAGGUUUUAGACCUUUCAGGAAAUAAUCCCCACAUCACCUCUGACAAAGCUUCCCUGUCCCUCAGGUAGAAAAUCCUCCUCAUAGCAUAUUGCAACCACCACCAUGUUUCACUGAUGGGAUGUUUUAACACGGUGAGAUGCUCCAUUAGUUUUCUAGAACAAACUGGUGGCCUGUAGAGAAGAUUUUCUACAUAUUUGCUUUGUCCCCUAGAAAUCAAAUAAUUUCUUCUUACCUCUCUUGCCGAUUUGUGUCGACAUGACCAAUAUUUGUGUUGUCGGGACUGACCUGAGUGAUGGAUCUCUGCUGAUUGGCUGAUUCUUUCAAUUUCAUAAAUAACAUCCUUUUAGUGAUAUAUUGAAGGACAGAAUACAAAUGCAUGCUAGCUUUUUUGAGUCGUUGAUUUUUUUCAAAUAUAGAAAUUCUUUUCCUUCCACUUAACAAUGAUUCGUUGCCGAGUGUUUGUCUGUCGCAUUACAGUCCCCACAACAACACAUUAAAGUUUGUAGUUUUGUAGUGAUAAAAUGUAAAGCCAUUCAAGGGGUGUGAACAUAUUUUCAGGCCACUGUAUCUUUGAUUAGUUUGCAUAAGUCAUUGUGUGCCUAGGUGCUGCGAGAAGGUUUCUCAAUAAGAACAAAAGAGGAGUUUCUCCCUGUCCUCAGCAUUUUCAUAGAGGUUUAUUUCAUGUUUUUCUCGGGUGAUUUCUUUAUAAAAUGAUUUAUUUUUACCAGAACUGUACUUUACUACCCCAAAGUGUUAAGCCAUGUCUUAUUUUUAAUGUUUUACUUAGACAGUAAUCUUUUAAAAAGGGUUGCUUCCUGCAGGUUUUUUUUAUAAGCUUUCAAUGUUUUGGUGGGGUUUUCAAAGUCCAAAGGAAAGGUAUAAACAACCAUCACAACAAAUUUAAAAGAUCACAAAGUAAACAUGACCCAUUUAAAAGAAAAUAUGAAAAAUGUGCUGUUCAAUACUUUUGGACAGUACUUCUUUUUUAAUUGUAGCAGUUACCAUGUAUUACAGAUGUACAGUAUUUAUAUGUAAAUACACUUUUCUCCCAUUUUACUUUUUGUAUAACAGUUGUGGUUUGCUUGAAACCUUUUUUUAUUUUGUGAUAUAUAUCUUUUUUUACUUGUGCAAUUUUUCAUGAUAUACCUGGACUAUAAACAUGAUUAAAGUCUUAAGAACGGGAUAAAAAAGCACAGUACAAGUGAACAUACUAACAUUAAAGUCAGAUGGUUAUGAGCGCUCUCUCUAUUCACUGCUGUAAACCAACAAAGUUUGAGGGAAUCUAUCAACAGCUGUUUUUUUUGUUGAUGUUAAGAAACAUUUUAUUCUGGAAAUUAAGAGUUUGAAAAAUGGUAUGGUAACUGAAGCACAAGGCAGCUCAGGACCACAGCUGAAAAGGAAACAAGGGACUUGAAAAGUUCAUAAAUAAAGAACCCUGCAGUUCAAAAAGACUGAAAGAACCAAUGGCUGCAAAAAGGUUUAUAAUCAUGUUACAGUAUGCUGAGCCCAGGGACGGAUUUACCAUUAGACAAAAUUAGGCAACUCCUUUUACACGUAUGGUUAAUACAGCUAUUACUUAUUUGUACACAUUAAUUAUGUUUUUGAUUAAAUUGCUUUUGUUAAAAUGCCAUCAGAAUGCUAAUAUUAUGAAUUGUGUCUUGGGGACGCCCCUUCAGUGUCCACCACAUUGGAUGAGUCUGUUUGCUGUGCAUGUACAGAAAGGUCACAACAAACAGCUGCAAACCAUUUGAAACCAAACUGCAGGAAAAGCAGUGUUGCCAACUUAGAGCUUUUGUCACUAUAUUUAGCAACUUUUCAGACCCCUUUAGCCCUUUUAUUACAAAAAAGUGCUUAGUGCCAAAUCUAGUGACUUUUUUUCUGUUACUGAAAACUUUGGCAACAGCUUAUAAAAGAACCAAACUCUGCUCUCCAGAGUAAGUAGACUCGAAAGCCCGCCUCCUAAUCUCCUCUAUCUUAUCUGCUGUUAUGAUUCAUGCAGCUAUAAUUUCAUUUAAAUGAAACAUGGAAAACAGAUAAGCAGAUCAUGGCUUGUCUACAGUUAAAAAGAAUUACUUAUUUACUUUUGCUGUUGCCUUUUUGGAAACAGGAAGAAGCAAUCAGCUAAGUUAGAAUGGGCUUAGUGAUUGGAAAAUGUUGGAUUGCUUUGGAGACAGCAUGGAAAGUCAGCUGAGUACAUUGCCAAUAUGAAAAGAAAAAGGGACACAAGAAAACAGAGCGGAAAACAACAAUAAAAUGAAUAAGAGGAGAGCGACACAAGGUAGAACAAAUAAUGUAUAUUUAUUCUAUAAAAACUUCUUUAUUAGUAUAAUGGCUCUGUUUUAUGUGUUUUCUUCUAAGUUCAAAGGGCCCCAUGCCUCUCAUUGCCUAGGGCCCCACAUUUCCUAAAACCGCCCCUGGCUGAGCCCAGUCUGCCUGUUAUUAAAUAUAAUGGGAAAAGGUAGAAACCCGGUGUUCCAGUUCUGACCAGCACUGUUACUCUGAUGCAUUUAAGUCAUGUCAGUAUUGCCACUUCUCUCAAACCAGCCAUGUCACAAUUUAUAUUUAUAUUGUAUUAUGAAGCUUUUCAGUACUUUUUAAAAUGAUAGACGCAGUUAAUAGAAGGAGCUGAAUGAUGAUCUUUUCUAAACAUAAAUGUUUCUCCUUAUGGUUGAACUGUGCUACAAUUUUAUCAUUUUAAAAAUCUUUUGAAAGAAGCUCUAUGUUGGCCUACGGUUUUUUCAGCAAUCUGAGUAUUUGGAUAAUUAUUAUAUAACAGCCUUUUACAUUGUUAAAGAGAUGAAAAUUCAGUUUUGUUUGGUUUGGGGUUUUUGUCCAAGUUAUUGCCCUGUUUGGUUUUGAAACAGAAGUUAUGUUUAAUCUAUUUAUGAUUUUUCAAUAUUAAAGUCUCUAAAUGAUCUAGGUUUGGAAAAUAACUUUUGCUACUUUAGAAUCAGAUGCUGGUUCACUACUGUGAUGUUGCAUGAUUUUAAAAAAAUCUGAUUUUACCCAAAAUCCGUUUUUGCAAAAUCUGGAAAUAGGGAUCAGAAAUCGCCGCUGGCAGUAAUGAUUGCUUUUGAUCUAUAAAUGUUGCUGCAAAUGUUUUGUUUUGACAGAUAUCUGAAACAGUAGAACCACUGAAAAAUAAUUCAUUUAAUUUACUGAUAAACUGAAUACUUUUUCCACAACAUCCCCGCUGCCUGUAUUAAUUGCCUCAUUGGCUCUCAAAGCCAUUUAAUCAACUGUGCCCUUGUUCCUCUACUUCUUAUUUGCUACUAAACUUGAACUUAUAAUAUCCAUUGUUUUAUUAAUUUGUAAGGAAACGACAUCUCUAUUGAGAAUACCUUUUUUGGGGGGGUGAGGGAAGAAAAAGCACCUACUCCAUCUUGUUGUAAAGCCAAUAAGUAGCCACAAAUUUAUUGAACAUAUCUUUUUCUGAAAUGUCUUCUAAAUCAAGAAAUGUCGUGUUUAUGUUGUCUGUUUACCACAACAGGUAGUUGUACACUUGGGACCAAAUGACCCAUCAUUAUCAAUAAAGUUUGGUUGUUUAAAUAUGUCUCAAAAACCUGACCAGUUUAAAAAUAAUAAUUCAAAGACUAAUUGUGAUUUGUUCAUACUUUCUGCUUUCUAGAUUUUUAAGUUAAUGCUGGUUCUAAAAUAUGGCAACAGUUGCUACAAAUCUUUAUACUUGAACACCGUAUACUUUAGUUUAAGGCUCCCUGUAGGGAAUUUUUUUUUUAAGCUUUUAUUUUUGCCCAAAGCCCUGUACUGCUUUUUCUUCUUUUACUUAAAAUGUUUGAAAAGUAUGUUUCAUGUUUUUUUUCUUCAAAUUUCAAAUUUAUUUAUUUUUUUUAUUAUUAUUGGCUGCCAACUGUGUAAGCAAUUAUUGAAAAUUGAAAAUCAAUUUUGAAUUGAACAGAGUACAGUGCCAGUAAUAUGUUUCAUCUGCCUCACUACUGCCACCUGCUGACAAAUAUUAUAAGAGCAUUCUGAGUAUGUUUUGCUCAACUGAUGAUGUGUGAGGAUACUUGAUCUGUUUUAUUUUAUUUAUGAGGCCAGUAGUGGUGUAAAAUCUUGAAGUGGUCCUGUGUUCAAAGACAAUGUUUGUUUAGGUGUUUUACACACGUGCCUCGGUUAUCUGAUAUGUUUUUAGAAUCUGUACAAAUGUGUUUAUGUUAAUAUUGAAAAAAACCUACGUGAAGAGAGACUAAUUUUACCAUAUUUAUGCAACUUACAUGUCAUGAACUCUGUUUUCGCUGUCCUGUUUUUUACAACAAUUAUGUCAAACAAAGACGUGUGGUCAACUUUGUAAAAAAAAAAAUAAUAUUUGUACCAAUCCCUAA